Molecule: messenger RNA, 1886 nt
Organism: Gastrolobium bilobum
Lineage: Eukaryota; Viridiplantae; Streptophyta; Magnoliopsida; Fabales; Fabaceae
Exons: 2
Coding region: 94-1605 (503 amino acids)
Cellular component (GO): cytosol
Source: RefSeq, a predicted model, not a curated record
UCACAGGUUGUGGGGUGUUCGAUUUCUUCAUCAAAAUCCAAUUUUUAUUUUGAAAUUUCAAUUUUUUUUUCCUUCUUAUUUUUCAAUCAAGCAAUGGGUGAUGAUGCUGCUGAUGUACCAUUUUUGGAGCACCCCAUAUCAGAAGACACCCUUCAGUUACUCUUUGGUGCUUCCAACUCCUCUAACUUGGAAAAUUCCUUAGAGAUUCUCAUUCAGAAUUCAAAAUCUGAUUUUGGGCGUUUGGACCUUGCUUCCAAAAGGGUUCUCCCUGCAGUGCUCAAUAUAGUUCAGUCACUGACUCAUGCUUUUCAUCAUCAUCAUCAUCAUCAUCAUCAUAAUCAUAUUCUCUCUUUGUGUUUCAAACUCCUCAGAAACUUGUGUGCUGGGGAAGUUGCAAACCAGAACUCGUUUCUUGAGCUUAAUGGGGUUGUUGUUGUUUCAAGUGUUUUGAGGUCAGAGGCUGGUUCUUCAGGCCCUGAUCAUGGGUUGGUUCGUUGGGGUCUGCAGGUUCUGGCUAAUGUUUCUUUGGCUGGGAAAGAGCAUCAGCGUGCUAUUUGGGAAGAGCUCUACCCGGUUGGGUUUGUGUCUCUUGCUGGACUUGGCACCAAGGAGACUUGUGAUCCAUUGUGUAUGGUGAUUUAUACAUGUUGUGAUGGAAACCCUGAAUGGUUUAGAAAGCUGUCCAAUGAUGAUGGCUGGCCUGUAAUGGCAGAAAUUGUGAGAACUGCUUCUUCAGCUAGUUUUGGUGAGGAUUGGUUGAAGUUACUCCUUUCAAGAAUCUGCCUUGAAGAAUCUCAAUUGACUGUGUUGUUUUCUAAAUUACGGUUUAUGGAUGUUCCUAAGGGUGAAGAUACUGAGUUAAUAGAUGAUCAGUUUUCAUCUGAACAAGCAUUUCUUCUGCGGAUCCUAUCCGAUAUCAUGAAUGAGCGGAUCAGAGAUGUUACUGUUUCGAAGGAUGUUGCGUUGUUUGUUUUUGGAAUAUUCAAGAAGUCUAUUGGGGUUCUUGACCAUGCAACGAGAGGAAAGUCUGGUCUUCCUAGUGGCUCUGCUGCAGUUGAUGUUCUUGGCUACUCUCUUACUAUAUUGAGGGACAUUUGUGCGCAAGUUAGUGAGAGAGGUAUUAGGGAGGAUGCAAAGGAUAUUGUUGAUGUGCUAUUGUCAUAUGGCCUCAUAGAGUUGUGUUUAUCUUUGCUUGGGGAUCUUGAACCUCCAGCAAUAAUCAGGAAAGGAAUCAAACAAUUUGAGAAUCAUGAUGGUGCUAGUUGCUCCUCUAAACCAUGUCCUUACAAGGGCUUUAGGCGAGACAUAGUUGCACUUAUUGGUAAUAGUGUAUAUAGAAGGAAGCAUGCGCAAGAUGAAAUCCGGCAUAGGAAUGCAAUUCUACUGCUAUUGCAGCAGUGUGUUACUGAUGAAGAUAAUCCUUUCCUGAGAGAAUGGGGCAUAUGGUCUGUGAGGAAUUUGUUGGAGGGAAAUGUAGAGAACCAAAGGGUUGUUGCUGAAUUGGAGCUCCAGGGAUCUGCUGAUGUGCCUGAAAUUGCUGCACUUGGUCUUCGAGUGGAAGUUGAUCAGAGAAAUAGACGAGCAAAGCUUGUAAACGUCCCAUGAAGUAUCACUAUAAUUUGACUGUAUCCAUACAUCAUUACUUGGACUUUACUAGUAUGGUGUCUUCUCAAGAAAAUGCAUGGAGAAAUUUCUCAAAAGCUGAACAGCCAAGGCAAUGGUCCUUGUAUGGUUCCUGUGUUUUGGACUUAUAAUGUUAAAUUUUUGAUCAGUUAUAAGAAUGUAAGAUUAAUUGAUUUUAUAAAUUUAGGUGGAAAACCUAUUCUUGAGGUAACAAUGCCCCUGGUGUGGGGCCAUAAAUUUACAACUGCCACUUAAUUCACCAA